Molecule: messenger RNA, 1746 nt
Organism: Hippopotamus amphibius kiboko
Lineage: Eukaryota; Metazoa; Chordata; Mammalia; Artiodactyla; Hippopotamidae
Product: cyclin-Y-like protein 1
Exons: 10
Coding region: 362-1453 (363 amino acids)
Biological process (GO): regulation of canonical Wnt signaling pathway; regulation of cyclin-dependent protein serine/threonine kinase activity
Cellular component (GO): plasma membrane
Molecular function (GO): cyclin-dependent protein serine/threonine kinase activator activity; protein kinase binding
Source: RefSeq, a predicted model, not a curated record
GGCCAGGCGAGCGGCUUUCAGUCCGGAAGGGGUGGUGGAAGGAGGAGGAGCUCCGGCCGAGCUCUCUCCGCUCAGUGGCUGCGAGUCUCAGCGCUUGUCCAGUCCCCACCCCUUUUAAAUAAGCCGGUCUGGUCGCUGCCCUCACAGACUAGUUGGCUCCGGGGAGGUGGCGGGGGUGCAGCCGGGGCCAGAGCCCUAGCCGGGGCAGGCAGGCGAGCGGCGGGCGAGGCCGCGUCUACAUGUGCGGCGCUGCCGGUGCCCGCCUCGCCAUUGUUGGGGUAGGGGGGCGGCUGCUGAGCGCUGCGGAGUCGGGGGAGGAGCCGAGGAGCCGAGGCGGCGGCGGUGAGGAGCGGAGGGGCCCAUGGGGAACACGCUGAGCUGUUGCGUGUGCCCCAAUGCCAGCCCCAAGUUGGGCUGGCGCAAGGGGUCAGCGGAGCCGGACGAUGAGCCUGAGGUCUACGAGGCGGCGGCCGGGGACGCGGUGGCUGUAGCGCUGGCGCCAGCUGCUGUGGAACUCGCCGAGUUGGACUUGGGAGCCGGCGAAGGCCACCACCUGCAGCACAGCAGUGACCGGGAGAUGCCCAAAGAUUUUGCUUUGGAAACAAACCCUUCUGACCAGCCAAGGGCAAGCACAAUUUUCCGGAGCAAAUCUCAAACGGAUGUGCGAGAAAAGGGGAAGAGCAACCAUCUAAACCAUGUAUCUCCAGGGCAGCUUACUAAAAAGUAUAGCUCAUGCUCAACAAUAUUUCUAGAUGACAGCACAGUCAGCCAGCCUAAUCUUACAACCACAAUAAAAUGUGUGACCUUAGCAAUCUAUUACCACAUAAAGAACAGAGAUGCAAAUAGAUCCCUGGAUAUUUUUGAUGAGAGAUCACAUUCACUCACACAAGAAAAGCUUCCAGAGGAAUACUUUAAGCGUGAUCCUGAACAUAAAUUCAUUUACAGAUUUGUUUGCGUUCUGUUUAGUGCUGCACAACUACCUGCUGAGUGUGCCAUAGUAACUUUGGUUUACUUAGAAAGGCUUUUAACUUACGCUGAGAUCGAUCUUUGCCCCACUAACUGGAGAAGAAUUGUUUUGGGAGCCAUUCUUCUUGCCUCCAAGGUUGGGGACCAUCAGCCUCUAUGGAAUGUGGACUACUGCCUGAUCCUCAAGGACAUUAUAGUUGAGGACAUGACUGAGCUGGAAAGGCACUUUCUGGAGCUGCUUCAGUUUAAUAUUAAUGUUCCUGCCAGUGUUUAUGUCAAAUACUACUUUGACCUCCGCUCCUUAGCAGAUGACAACAACCUGAGCUUUCUGUUCGCUCCUCUCAGCAAAGAGCGGGCGCAGAACCUAGAGGCCAUUUCCAGAUUGUGUGACGACAAAUACAAAGACUUGUGCAGAAGUGCUGUAAGAAGGUCCUUCAGUGCUGAUCAUUUCAUCGGUAUUCAGCACUCCAGUGCCAUCCUCUCUUAAGGAAGAAGUGAGGGUUUGUAACAUCAGAAACCCCUCGCAACGAGGACUGGAGAAAUAUCACCUCUCCUGUUCAGAAACCAGCAAAGUUAGUAUUUUCACCUAAAAGAAAGACAUUGAAUUCAAGAGACUCACGGACAGCGAGGAUUAUAUAUGCUCAUAGGAAAGAACGGGACCUUGUCAAUGCAACACACUCUUCUGUCCUUUUUAAUGUAAACAGAGUUACAAAAACCACUCCAAAGCUAAAAGCUCCCAACCCACACACAGUUGUUUGCUUACUCUGUAGGCCAAUAGCU